Messenger RNA from Drosophila ficusphila, 1461 nucleotides. RefSeq lists its product as uncharacterized. The transcript is spliced from 2 exons. The record is from RefSeq and is a predicted model, not a curated record. Lineage: Eukaryota; Metazoa; Arthropoda; Insecta; Diptera; Drosophilidae. Bases 16 to 1284 code for a protein of 422 amino acids.
AGGUUGAGCAUCAUCAUGGUGGAACAGGGAAAAGAGAACGCUACCGACUUUCAUCCGGCGCCAGUUUGGCUGGACGAAGCCUACCUGGAGCGUCUGCUGAGGGAUCUGAAAAAGGAUCCCGGACUGAAGAUCACCGAUCUGGUGAUCAAACCCGCCACUGCCAAGGGUGAUAAUUAUGCCAGUGUGAUGACGCGUGUGAAGAUUUUGUUCUUGAAAAGCGGCGCCAAGAAUCCCGACACUGAGUUCUAUAUUGUGAAGACCACGUACGAGAACGAUGCCUUCGCCUCGGCUAUAUUUUCCGAGUACCAGGUUAGCUCCACGGAGAUGCGAAUGUACGAGAAGAUCCUGCCGCAGUUGAGUUCGUUGAUCGAAAAGACCCGCCAGCCGGAAAAACUGUUUGCCAAGACCUUGCAUGUUGACUACGAACACGAGGCCAUCAUCUUCGAGGAUCUGGCCGUUUUGAACUAUACUCUGGCCGAUCGACUCGUUGGCUUUGACCUCGAACACACUCGUUUGGCACUGAGGAAACUGGCCAAAAUGCACGCCACCGCAGCGGUUCUCAACGAACGUCAGCCGGGAGUCCUGACCAAAUUCGAUCAUGGCAUCUUCAAUCGUCACACCCAAGGCUUUGCGCCCUUCUUUGUGAACACGGUGGGCGUGGCAUCGGAAUUUGCCAGAGAAUGCCCCGAGUUAGGUGAGCAAUAUGCCAAGAAGUUGAAGGACCUGCAGGAGCGAGUGAUGGAGUACUCCACGAGGGUCUACGAUCCGCUGCCGGGCGAGUUCAACACCUUGGUGCACGGCGAUUACUGGGUGAACAAUGUGAUGCUGCGAUACGGAGAGAACAAGGAACCCCUCGACAUGACCCUGAUCGACUUCCAGUUCUGCAGCUGGUCCUCGCCGGCAGUGGAUCUGCACUACUUCUUCAACACCUCGGUUCAGAGCUCCAUUCGGUUUGAGCAGCAGGACGAACUGAUUCAGUAUUACCACUCGGUGCUCGUGGAAACGCUCAAGGAUCUCAACUUUGCUGGCUACACUCCCACCUUGAGGCAGUUCAUUCUGCAGCUGGAGAAGGGAAGAUUCUUUGCUGUCACAGUUGCGCUGGUCUGCCAGGCCAUAUUGACCAACGAUCAGACCGCCGAUGCCGACUUCCAUGCCUUAAUGAAGGAUGACGAACGAGGACGUAACUUCCGGAAAUUGUUGUACACAAACAAGAGACUUCAAGCUAAUCUCAAACAUGAGCUGCCACGCUUCGAUCGGAGCGGUCUUCUCGAUGUAAUCGACUGAACAAGAACCACACAUUAAUUGGUUGUCUUCUUAAUUAAUUUUUACUAUGUAUUAAAAUAAACUAAAACUAAGCGAUAUAUAAAAACAUAAUAAACAUUGGCUUCCAAGUCAGAUUUUGUACUCGUGAGCACUAUCUCAAAUGCUAAACGUGCCUUUAAAGUACCAAGAUAAACAGAA